AUGGGUGCUCCCGAGCACAUGUCGGCUCUGUCUUUUCAACUUGCGAAAAGCAUUGCUCAAAAAUUGUUCAAAUUGUUCAAAUCCCUCAACAGCACUGCCUGCCUCCAUCGCUGCACCCCAGACAACGACAGCUUCAGCCUCGGUGCCAGCUUUCGUGCAGCAGGCUGCAGCGGCUUGCAGCAGCACCUGCAACGCGACCCACCACGCCAAACCUCUGGCCUCGAACUCUCUCGCCAACCUGUCUUUUUCCAAGCUAUACGUUCGUUCGCCUGGAGCGAUCUGUUCAUUCACGCUCUGCCAGGCCUGCGCCCGAUUCACUCGUGCAUCGAACUUCGCGGACCGUUACCCCGCAAAAGGAAACGGGAGUCGGAAAAUCACAACCAAGCCGGGCUUCAUCCCUUGGUCGAUAAGCUUGACAGCACGGUAAGCAACUUCUACCGACACGGUAUUGCAGCGCCAGAUGCUGCUCUGCCAGGACUAUCGCUAAUUCGUCGAUCCAGCCUCGCCACAUGGGCCGCCAUCCUCACCAUUCUCUUCCGAUGCCCGCCCACGCUCCAAGAAUGCGACGAGACGUCCCCCUUUGUCUGCCAGCACUACUUUCGAGUCAAGAAUGCCGUCGCGCCCCAUGUACAGCCUUAUUAUGACCAGUAUGCCGCGCCCUACGUCGUAAUUGCGCAGCCCUACUACGACACGGUCAAGACCAACGUGAUUGCGCCCGUCCGACACUAUGCCGUCCACUAUGGCGAGCCGUGGGCCGUCAAAGGCCGCGACUACGCCUUGGCCCAGUGGGAGGUCAAUGGACAGCCGCGCAUCGCCCAGCUGCAGGUCGUGACGCAGGAGCAGUACGAAAGGCUGCUCGCGCCUCACGUUUCCAAGGCUGUCGCGCUGACUGAACCCUACUACACUGUCGCCAAGGCGCAGUCCCUCUACGCCGUUAAUAGCAUCGUCUACCCUGCGUACGAAUUCUCCAAGCCAUACGCUAUCCAGGGCUACGAGACUUCGCACAAAUUCGCCUUCAGCACGGUGCUACCGACAGCCCAGUGGACAUGGACAAACACCAACGCCUUCCUCGAUCGCACAGUUUGGCCUCAGCUCCGCGUCGUCUACAUCGAGAACGUGGAGCCGCAGCUUAUGCGCAUUGGUGAACGUCUGGGACGUUACAAGUCGCACACAAAAAGCAAAGCUCUGCACGAAUCGUCCAGUACCUCGUCCUCUGCCUUCACCUCAACCACCGGAUCCGCCACUCAGUCAUCGUAUGUGAGCAAGCCUACUUCCCAGAAUACUACGCCAGAGGCUGCCAGCAACGACCGAAGCGAUGAGCCUGUACAGCCCGAGUCGCAAGUCGAAUACGGAUCUAGCCGUAGUCCCGUCGAGGCCCCGGAGCCUGAGGAGAACGAAACUGAUCCACAGCGAAAAGUACGCGAAAUGGUUGCCCAGGAUUUGGAGUCGUGGCAGGAAAAGUUUGCCGCCCAAGCCGAACAGGGCGCCGCUGAAAUCGAAGACAGCGUAGACGAAAUUUCUCGUCACAUGAUUGACAACGAGGCCAGCGUUGGAUUGUCGCUUAUUCAACAGCUAGAGGAUGCAAUCACAACGGAACUCACAAAUAUCAAGGACAAGAUCAACGCCUUGGUCUCACAGCAUCUCGAAGGAGCUGAAAUCGACAUCAAUGAGGAGACCAUCCAAGUCGUUAGAACGGCUGGCUUCGUCAUCAAAUCCAGGGCCCAGGCUAUCCGUAGCUGGCGUGAACAGUACGACGAGGACCUGCAGAGCACUGUUCUAGCUGCAUCAGACGUUCACUUUGCCAUUCUCGACGAGACCCGCAGCCUGGCCUUGCAGCAAAUUGGUAUGAAGUGGGCGUGGACGGAUGGUGUCACCUACAAGGACUGGGCUAAGUACCAUGAGCUCAAGAGCACUCUGAGAGACUGGACAGAGGAGCUUAAGCAGCUGAUUGUCACCCACCCGACCCUGCUCGAGGCUCAGGAUACUGUCGUGCGGAUUGAGGAUCGCGGCAUGGAGAUUGCUGCCGCCGCCGCCAAGGAGCUGGGCAGCCUUAAAGAGGUUGUCCAGUGGAAGGUGGCCGCCGAGGAUGUCACGGACGAGUUUGAUGCCGACCGUCUCAAGGCUAUCGUGGACGACAGGGCUCGAUUGGCCGAAGAAGAAAGGCUCAAGGCUGAGGAGGAGGCCAGACUGCAAGCUGAAGAGGAAGCUCGCAUCAAGGCGGAAGAGGAUGCCAGAGUCGCCGAAGAAGCCGCGAAGGCAGCCGAGCAGGACACCGAUUUGGAUGAGGACGAGGAUGAGCGAAUCCAGUCCGUCAAAGAGUCGAUUGAGUCCAAGCCUCUUGUCAGCGUAGACGUUGAUGCGGAGCAAACCGAAGAAGAUGAGCGCAUACGCUCCGUCAAGGAAGCGUUGACAUCCCAGCCUCUUGUAAGUGAGAGCGCUGUGCCCGAUGCCGCUGCCGACGAGACCGAUGACGCUACUUCGAGCGCGACCGCUACGGAAGAGGCAACGCCGGCUGCCACUCCUGGAGAGACUCCGGCAGACGCCGACGAGAAUGACGAGGAGAAGCCCGCUGUCCCCGAGGCGCAAGCCAACAUCAAGAUCCCGGCGCAAGAGAUCAAGGGCAGCAACCGUAAACACGGCUUGCCCGUGCAACCUCCUGGCGCCAACGCCGUCGACCGAUAA
Molecule: messenger RNA, 2682 nt
Organism: Cordyceps militaris CM01
Lineage: Eukaryota; Fungi; Ascomycota; Sordariomycetes; Hypocreales; Cordycipitaceae
Exons: 5
Coding region: 1-2682 (893 amino acids)
Biological process (GO): protein transport
Source: RefSeq, a predicted model, not a curated record